Messenger RNA from Mucor velutinosus, 768 nucleotides. RefSeq lists its product as uncharacterized. The coding region runs from base 1 to 768 and encodes 255 amino acids. The record is from RefSeq and is a predicted model, not a curated record. Lineage: Eukaryota; Fungi; Mucoromycota; Mucoromycetes; Mucorales; Mucoraceae. The transcript is spliced from 3 exons.
AUGAUCUCUACCACGUCCGAAACUGUCUAUGAAAUGCUGCCAGAGGAUUAUGAUAAAGACGCCAUCUACCGCCAUAUCGUCAGCGUGCUAAUGAAACGAGCCUCCAAGCAAACCGUACCUGUCACUCCAGAGUUGUCUACCAUGAUUGUUGCUCAGAUAAAGGCUCGCAUACACACUCAGAUUACUACCAAGAUCUCCGCAUCUAUCUUUCAGAUAAUAAAAGCAAGUAUUACUAUUAAAACCAGCAUCAUGGGAGGUGCAGUACAUGUAGGCAAUGCUCAAAUCGAGGCUAUUCAAACAGCUGCUGUAGAUGGAUUACAAACGCAAAUGACGAAAACUGUAGAGAAAGAAAUAGAAGAGUCUCUCUCAGAAUCGAUUACCUUCGCUAUUGAUCAAUUACUGGCUGCACCUGCCGCCAAAAGCCAAAAAAUACUUAGCACAAAGCAACUGACAAAUGUCCUGAUCAAGGCAGAAACGAUUGCUAGAACCGAACUCAAAGUCAAACUACCCGCUAUUCAAAAGACGCUCAAGUCGUGUGUGGAUAAACAGCUGAAUACACACAUCAAGGAUUUACAAGUGGAUAUUCCUGGUGUACUAAAAAUUCAAAUUAGUGCUAAUGUGGAUGUGAUAUCAUCCGUAAAAACGGCUGUACAAAAAAUAUACAAAUCUUAUGCCGAUGUUAGUGUAGCAGUAGCCGUACAAUCUUACAUAAAAGGCAUUACAGUAUCAGCGUCGAAAUUGUCAGCUGCUAAAGGAGGUACUACGUAA